UGAGUUGUUCUGUUUUCCGCAGAGAAAGCAACCAUGUCGAAGCCGAGUGCACCUCCGUUCAGUGAGCCCCCUCCAUAUGCUCCGCCCAGCUACUCUCAAGCAGUUGGCGGAGUUCCACCACAGGCACCCUUCACACCCAUGCAAGCUGGUGCCGUCCCCAUGGCUCCUUUGUAUGUGCCCCCACAAAGGGUAGAAGUUCAGGGGGUUCAGUACGGUGCACAAGUUACGUCCACUGCGUAUCCUCCCUUUGGAAAUGCUGCCCCAACUGCUAUUGUGACAACAGUGGUUCCUCUGGGAUCGCAGUCAACGCACAUGAUCUGUCCACAUUGCCAUUCCGAGAUAGACACUGCCACCAAAACCUCUCCGUCCGUGGUAGCAUGGUUGUCUGGGUGCAUUAUUUGCAUCCUAGGGUGCUGGCUUGGUUGCUGCCUUAUUCCCUGCUGUAUUAACGAGUGCAUGAAUGUCGAGCAUAAUUGCCCCAACUGCCAAGCUUUCCUGGGCAAAUACAAAAGAGGAUAGAAACCAGCAUUUUAACCUUCCACACAUCUCACUGUUAAUGGUGGUUAUUAUGUGACAGUCAGUAGCAGACAGAGCAGAUAUAUAUAGAGAUAUAUAUAUGUAUAGUAUAUUUUUUUUCUCAUUCUGCAUAUUUUAUAUUUUCAGUUUGAAAUGAAAAGUUAGAAGGAUUAUGAUGUUUUACACACAUUCAUGCAUUGGUAUCAUUGAUAGUUUUUUGGUUAUUCUGCAAUGUGCAAUAGCCUUGCAAUAGUAAGAUAUUAGAAAAUGUGUGAUGUGAAUGGCUUCACUUUAUGAAUAAGGAUUGCCAUGAUGAAUUUUCUAAUGUAUGUAUCCAGAAACAAAAAUUUGUACUGCAACAUCAUAUUAGAUGUAGAUUACUUAUUUUAAUAGGGAGAUAGUAACUAAAAUCUACAGCAGUAGCCUGCUGGUAGUAAUGAUUUUCAUGGAGAAUUAACAGUGAAGUUCAACUGUUUUCUAAAUCUUAUUUCAUUAUUACAUGUUGGAUGUAAAAAGAAGUUACAAAUUAGGGUCCCAAACAAGUAUUGAUAGUUUAUAGACAUUUCACUUUCUUUAGACACAAAUUUUAUAAAGUAUCAGAUCUCUUUUAAUACAUGGAAUGAAGAAGGAAGAAAUAUUUUAGAUUAGGUAAUCAUGUUGGUAUUACUUAUUCUUCCAUGCUUGUAUAUGAAGUGCCUUGCAGAUGAGUUGAUUUUGAAUGGAUAUGCUCAUCAGAAUAGGAAAGGAAAGUUUACCCUUAUUUUGCCUUUGCUAUUACUUACUGUCACAUAUAUUAAAGAAUAUUGUGCAAAGAGGAGUUUCGAAUCUAUUUGUGAAAUAGGAAGUAGUUGCCAAAGUUUUGUUGCUCUCAAGACAUGAUUUCGUUGGUAACGUAAUUCUGA
Messenger RNA from Penaeus vannamei (Pacific white shrimp), 1418 nucleotides. Lineage: Eukaryota; Metazoa; Arthropoda; Malacostraca; Decapoda; Penaeidae. The record is from RefSeq and is a predicted model, not a curated record.